Messenger RNA from Symbiodinium necroappetens, 2544 nucleotides. The record is from the annotation of a GenBank genome assembly. Lineage: Eukaryota; Dinophyceae; Suessiales; Symbiodiniaceae.
AUGGGCAAACGCUCCACGUGCCCGUCGGAGCCGGCUUGUGCGUCAGUGCAGACACCACGCCCGCUGAGGAAGAGCUUCCUUGGAGCGGUCACGCAGGACGUGCAAGCGGUGAUUGUCUUGGAGCUCCUAGGAGGCCCGCAGCCAGUCGCGCGAAUGGCGGUCACAUGCCGAGAGAUGCUGAAGCAGCUGAGAGAUCCAAGGAGUAAUCAACUUCGCGUGUCCACAGCAAGCUUCUGUGCUGUGACGCCUGCCCUGCUUGCGCUUAGCACUGGUGACUGCAGGCAAGAUGCCAGUGAACAGAUGGCCUUGCCGAAGUAUCUGCGCAUCAUCCAAGCCAUGACAUUCCUUUGUGGGCUGUUCUUCCGGGUCACAGUAUGUCUGCUGGCGAGCAGAAGUGCUUCUACAACAUGCCUGCCUGAAGCAAUUCCUGAGGUUGAGCGCGCCUUGAUCAAAGCCCUUGAUGGCGCGGACAUCCCCAUUGGAUUCUUCCAAGGCGCAUGGGAGUCAGCUUACCUGACAUCGGACAUUGCCCGAAUCCUGGUUGAGGAAGUGUUGGGCUACCAUACAUGGAUCCACCCGGAGGAUGGACGUAGUGCAGUCGUCACGCCUUAUGCCCUAGCUGGGUGUUUGGAUUUCAACAAUGCUACAAAUCAACAGUGUGGCAUCAACGAGACCCGACUCCAUGUUUGUGUAGACUGCUGGUCGGCCACCUAUGCUUCAGUAGUGGAAGACAUGAAGGAGACAUUCCCGCACUUGAUACCCGUGGAUUUGGGCAGCAUGGGAUACGAAGGCGAAGAGUCGAUGUACCUCACCAAGGAUGUUCUCCAGCAAGCACUGGACGCCGAGGGCUUGCCCUUGGACUUCUACCGAGGCUACAAUCUGACGCACCAUAACCCCAAGCAGUACUUUGACAGCAUCGACACCAUAAACUUGGCAGACCUUUUCCUUUGUGAGGAAACCGAUUUCUACAAGCCGGAGGCGAUGGCAGACUAUGCCAGAUGGACAGGUGAUGCUGCAGGAGUUCAGAUGCUAGCGAAUGGCAACUACGCGGCCAAGUGUCAUGCAGGCAAGUGGUGGAUAUCGCCCCAGUGCCGAAGUGAUACAUCAACCUGCAUUCCGGUGAUUACUGCAGGUGCGGGGUGGAAGCUCCAGGCCAUGAUGUUCUGGUCGACGACCUAUGGCUUUCCGGCGGCAAUCGCUGUAGCCAACUCCUGGGGCAACUACGUUUCGAUUGUUUCCACUACACGCAGCCUGUACUACUGGUGGGUACCGGAUGCAACAUUCAUCACGCAGCAGCCGCAGUCCAUCGUGUUCCCACCCUACUCCGCCUCGGAGUGGGCGCAGGGCAACAUGAGGACGGCAGCAACUGGAACCUACAUCAGCAAGGCAGUCAGCAGCAAUUUCGCAAACCAGGCACCCAGGGUCAGCAGCUUCAUUGCCGGCGUGAACUUUGAACUCGCCGAGCUCAUGGAUCUUCUGCUGACCAUCGCUUCUGGGACAUUGCGUUAUGAUGUUGCAUGCCAGUGGGUGCGAGACAACAAGCAGAGGUGGCAAGAGUGGCUUCCGAUCGAAACCAAUUGCAUCACCGGCUUUGGUUUAGCUGAUGCUGCAGGCAACUUUGUGAUGGACAGGGCGAAUGCCACAAGCUGCGAAGUGUGCACCCCAGGAAAGUUCUCGCAGGAAUACCUUGACAUCACAGGAGCCACCCGUCUUUGUGUCCCGUGCGCCCCGGGAACUUCUCAGGAAAAGAGUGCAGCGACCAGCUGCACGCCAUGUCAACCUGGGAGUUACACCGACACUGAUGGCAGAGAGACAUGUAACGUGUGCGAACAGGGAUCGUACCAAACCUUGGAGGGCCAGACCGGCUGCACCAGCUGCGACGAGGUCCGCACGACCCGGCUACUCGCUGCAAGCAGAAGGGAAGACUGCGUGUGCAAGCAAGGCUUGAUCGAAGCGUCGCUGGGGGUCUGUGUGAGCUGCGGCGAAGGCUUGUACUGCCCUGUGGGAAGCACCGUGGAGCGACUGAGAAACGGCAGCAGUGAGGCACGGCCCGAAGUGCUGCCCAUGUACUUCAGCAGCAUGGAAGUGCCCCUGGAGACCUACCGCUGCCAGUCGCACUGCCCCGGGGCAACACCAGGCAGUUGCGACGGAGGCCGCGUGGGGCGAACCUGCAGCGAGUGCCCCGACAAUUUCUACAGCACGGGGAACCAGUGCGCCGAGUGUGGUGUAGCGCUGCCAGUUCUUUGGGUUCUCGGCAUUGGUAUAUUGGUUUGUGGCAUUUUCAGCUCCUACUACCUCCUCACAUCAAGCUACACGGCCAAAGCCAGUGUGCUGACUUGUACCACGUGCAGCUUUGGUAUGAUGGUCUCCCUUUUCCAGAACCUGGGCGUGAUACAGACCGUGUCAGUGCCGUGGCCAACUGGUCUCAAGGACUUUCUUGGCUUCUUCCAGAUCUUCCUCUUGGACUUGGACAGCCUUGGCUUCAGCUGCAUUGCUGGCGGCCCCGUGCAGCGAUUCGCUGGCAACUGUGCCUUCUUCUGCGUU